AUGUUCAAAACCGAAAAUGCUCAGUCUCAUGUAAAGAAGUCUUAUUUUCGUGCAAUAUUCAACCAAGAUUUCAAUUUAGGAUUCGGUAAUCCGAGAACAGACGUUUGCUCGAAAUGCAUUGAAUUGAAUGGGAAAAUUAAAAUGGAAAACGACCAAGAAAAACAGAAAGACCUCAUGAUCGAAAAAAGAGUCCACAAGCUCAGGGCAAAAGCAUUCUUUCAACUGCUUCAGGAAAAAUCAGACGAUAUGAUCACUUUCUCAUUCGACUGUCAAAAAAAUAAUCCCCUACCCAAAGUACCUGACCAAAGCACAUACUACAGUCGCCAAAUAUAUCUCUACAAUUUUACGAUUGUUCAGGGUUCUUCUAAAGAUCACCUGAAUAAAGACACAACUUAUGCAUAUUUGUGGACAGAGAACGAAUUUUCAAAAACAUCCAACCAGAUAGCCUCUGCAGUGUACGACCGUUUAAAUAAAACUAAUUUUGAAGGGAUUAACACUGUUCGUCUUAUAGCUGAUGGAUGUGGCGGGCAGAACAAGAAUAGCAUAUUGCUAAAAGUCGUUUUAAAAGACCGAAUUUUCGGAAACAUUGAAAAAGUUCUUAAAAAACAAGAAGUAAUCAUUUGA
Messenger RNA from Parnassius apollo (apollo), 624 nucleotides. The record is from the annotation of a GenBank genome assembly. Lineage: Eukaryota; Metazoa; Arthropoda; Insecta; Lepidoptera; Papilionidae.